AUGGCGCCCACUUACCCUCCUGCCGGCGCUGCAACCGACUACCCAUCUCCUGCUGCUUCCCGUCGACCUUCUGAAUGUCUGUCGGAGAUGAGCAUGGGAAGCAUAGGAAGCAGUAGGAGAGGUAGCUUGGCUGCUUUCGCGCCGGACGUGGAGAGUACAGGGCAAUGGCAAUCCAUAGGCAGCGAAUCAAAGAGUCCUCUAGCCCAGUUUGGCUUCUUCAAGAGUUUAACCGACAAGAAGACAACCCGAGAUGGACAACCACCAAAGAGAAGGGGUCCCAAGCCCGACAGCAAACCUGCCUUGACACGCAGACAAGAGCUGAAUCGUCAGGCGCAAAGAACACAUCGUGAGAGAAAAGAGCUGUAUAUCAAGGCUCUCGAACAGGAGGUCAUCCGUCUCAAGGACACAUUCGCCGCUACUUCGCGUGAGCGUGAUGCCUACGCCGAGGAGAACAGGAGGCUUCGUGAGCUACUCAUGGCGCAUGGCAUCGCCUUUGACCUUUCGGGUCGGCCCUCCAACGGUAUGGCCCAAGUUGGGAGCUCCACUUACGGAAGUUCGACAGGCAGCGUGUCAGGCUAUGGACCAGGUUCAGCCUCUACUGGCUACACCUCACCACCAACACGCGGUUCGGCCUCUCACGAUGGCAUGAGUGGUCAGCCUUUGACUCUGCAGCAUCAAGCCCAGCAGCAGCAGCACCAUCACCAGCAAGGACUGGACUAUGACCAAAUUGGCAUAGAUUUCGUUUUAACGCUCGAGCGACCUUGUAUGGACCACAUGCAGUUCCUAAUGGUACGCGCCCAUGAUGCCGACGAGAACAUUAGCGGCCACGCCCUCAUGGCCACGGCACCUCCUGAUGCGCACAUCACAAACUGCCCCGAGGAGAAGUAUCCUCACCAGAUGCCCGACGUCAACAUGCCGGAUCUGAUGAAGCUCCUGGAUUUGAGCAAUCGUCUACCCCUUGACGGGGAGAUUACGCCCAUCAUGGCUUGGGCAAAGAUCCUCCAGCACGACAGACUGCGGGAUCUAUCCAAAGAGGACUUCGAGCUCCUCAAGGGAGAGCUCCUCGCCAAAGUCCGCUGCUACGGAUUUGGUGCCGUCCUCGAGGAGUUCGAAGUCAGAGAUGCGCUCACGACUGUCCUUGCUGGCAAAUUCUCAAAUGGGUCUCCACCUAUAGGAUAA
Messenger RNA from Bipolaris zeicola 26-R-13, 1179 nucleotides. RefSeq lists its product as uncharacterized. The transcript is spliced from 5 exons. Gene Ontology annotation, cellular component: RNA polymerase II transcription regulator complex. NCBI's taxonomy places the organism in Eukaryota, Fungi, Ascomycota, Dothideomycetes, Pleosporales, Pleosporaceae. The record is from RefSeq and is a predicted model, not a curated record. Bases 1 to 1179 code for a protein of 392 amino acids. Gene Ontology annotation, molecular function: DNA-binding transcription activator activity, RNA polymerase II-specific; transcription cis-regulatory region binding.